This is a messenger RNA of Peromyscus californicus insignis, 1665 nucleotides long. It is a transcript of the gene Zfyve19, whose product is annotated as zinc finger FYVE-type containing 19. The record is from RefSeq and is a predicted model, not a curated record. The coding region runs from base 113 to 1309 and encodes 398 amino acids. NCBI's taxonomy places the organism in Eukaryota, Metazoa, Chordata, Mammalia, Rodentia, Cricetidae. Gene Ontology annotation, biological process: abscission; mitotic cytokinesis checkpoint signaling. Gene Ontology annotation, molecular function: phosphatidylinositol-3-phosphate binding; metal ion binding. The transcript has 11 exons. Gene Ontology annotation, cellular component: midbody; centrosome; cleavage furrow.
GCUGGACGGCGCAGGUGGGCGUGUAGAGCUGGGUUGCAUAGACUUGAGGGUCUGAGCGGCCUGCACUGCGCUGGUGAGAGGCUAUCCUUCGGAUCUGUGGCGCCGAGUCGCCAUGGAGAGCAGGUGCUACGGCUGUGCUGUCAAGUUCACCCUCUUCAAGAAGGAGUACGGCUGUAAGAACUGUGGUCGGGCCUUCUGUAAUGGCUGUCUUAGCUUCAACGCUCUGGUACCUCGGGCUGGCAACACUCAACAGAAAGUCUGCAAGCAGUGCCACGCCGUCCUGACCAGAGGAUCUUCUGACAAUACCUCCAAGUGGUCGCCACCUCAGAACUACAAGAAGCGUGUGGCAGCCUUGGAAGCCAAGAAAAAGCCCAGCACCCUCCAGAGCCAGGGCCUGACUCCACAAGACCAAGCCAUCGCUGAGCGCCUAGCGCGGCUCCGGCAGGAAAACAAGCCCAAGUCGGUGCCCUCACAAGCGGAGAUAGAGGCGAGACUAGCCGCACUGAAGGGUGAAGUCCAGGGCUCCAUCCCUUCCACAGAGGAGAUGGAGAACCGGCUUGCAGCAUUACAGGGCAGAGUGCUACCUUCUCACGCCGUGAGACCGGCACACCAGGCACCAGACACCAGGACCCAGGCUCAGCAGACGCAGGAUCUGCUCACACAGCUGGCAGCUGAGGUGGCUAUUGAUGAAAGCUGGGAACGAAGAGGCCCAGUGGCCUCCCUCCAGAAUGACCUCAACAAGGGAGGUACAAGGAACCAGCACACAGAUUCCCAGGGGCAGGCCAGCCCAUCCCUGGAGAAGGAGAAGAGCAGGUUGCUGGCUGAGGCGGCAGUUGAGCUACGGGAGGAGAACACGAGGCAGGAACGGUUCCUGGCUCUUGCCAAAAGAUUGGCUGUACUUCAGGGACAGGACCCCGACAGAGUGACCCUCCAGGACUAUCACCUGCCAGACAGUGAGGAGGAGGAGGAGGAAGAGACGGCCAUCCAGAGAGUCCUGAAGCAGCUCACUGAAGAAGCUGCCCUGGAUGAGGCAAGUGGCUUUAACAUCCCUGUGGAAGCAGCUCCCCGACCCCGGGCCCAACCCAGCAGGGCAGAGACUGAGACCCAGUCUCGGCUUCCUGGGCCCCAGGCUGAGGAAGAAGAGCUCCCCUGGUGCUGUAUCUGCAAUGAGGAUGCUGCCCUGCGCUGUGCUGGCUGCGAUGGAGACCUCUACUGUGCCCGCUGCUUCCGGGAGGGCCACGAUAACUUUGAUCUUAAAGAGCAUCAGACUUCUGCAUACCACCCCCGAACUGCUGGCCGAGAACACUGAGGAAAAACCCUGAUGACCUCCUGAGGUGGCAUUGCCACAGGCAGCCAGUGGACUGGCAUGGCCACCUGGGCCCAGUCUCGGCAUCCAUUGGGAGAGCAGAUCUGGCUCUACUGAUGGUAAACACAUCUCUUUUGAGCUUCACAGUCCUUGUAAGGAAGAAAAAGUCCAUUGAAGAUAAUGACUCUUAGAGGAGCCAGAGGAAAAGAGAAGUAAAGGCCUUCUUCCUAGAGGCUGGUCUGAAACUGAGAGGCAGAUGGAGAAGAGCAGACUGAACCUAAGGAGGAGCCCGGAAACCUGGUUCCAGGGCCCAGCCCUGGCCUAUAGUGGAUCUAAUAAAAAUAAGUUGUUCAAUCAUU